This is a messenger RNA of Daldinia loculata, 2158 nucleotides long. RefSeq lists its product as uncharacterized. Gene Ontology annotation, biological process: regulation of DNA-templated transcription. The transcript has 4 exons. The coding region runs from base 326 to 1957 and encodes 543 amino acids. The record is from RefSeq and is a predicted model, not a curated record. Gene Ontology annotation, molecular function: zinc ion binding; DNA-binding transcription factor activity, RNA polymerase II-specific. NCBI's taxonomy places the organism in Eukaryota, Fungi, Ascomycota, Sordariomycetes, Xylariales, Hypoxylaceae.
UCGUAUCGUUCGUGGCUAUUGAGAUUAGAAGGUCCUACGUUAUUAUCUUCCGGGCCACUGGCUAAGGAAGACGAGCUGAAGCAACUACGUAACAUAGCAUUAGAUGCGACUCUCCCUUUUCGACCCUCUAGAUAUCUCGGCGUGCUUAAUAAACGGUAGACCUCGCCAAGUCGGAAUUCUGGCAUGAGAUAUCUCCUUGGAUACAACGUUACCCUACUACAGCAAGCACCAACACAAACACCAACGCAAGAGAGAUCGUCUAAGGUGUGUAGCAUAACCGGUACACCGGUAUCCUAACAAACGAAUCAAGCUAGUCGUUGUAAUCAUGGUUGGAAUACCAAAGAGUAAUCGUUGCACCUUUUGCAAACUACGGAAGACAAAGUGUGAUGAGAACUGGCCAACAUGCGGUGCAUGUGCUCGGGCUGGCAGGGUCUGCUCCGGGGCACGAAACAAUUACAAGUUCGUAGUGAACGGCUGCCACAAUGAAUCAACCAAUUCGGAUGGCGCCAGCGAAACCUCCGAUAGCAGUAGUCAGAUUCAAAGUCAACGACCGCGAGGAACUAACCCAAAUGGCACGAUGAUCAUCGACAUGAAGGAGUAUACCGCCGCCAUGGGACCCGGCACGUUCCACCGGAUGCGGCUUACACGCCCACGUCACGCUAGGAACGCCAAAUCUAGUACGCCGACACCAUCCCCUACACCAUCGCCGACACCUUGCCCGGCCAUGGACGCUUCAGAUCGACUAGCAGCCCAAUUAGUGUAUUGCUUAGAGUCUGCAUCUGGGACGGGUCGUGAUAUGCUGAUAUGGGGUCCUUCAGUGUGGAUGAUACCGCAGAGACUAGGAUCAGAAAGCCCAGUAUUGCGAGACACAGUCAAGUUGGUUGUCGCAUCUUGGGCUAACAGCCAACGGGGUACGCUACCACCAGAAGCGUGGUUGGAUUUACGACUGCAUACGCAAGCUUUAGGGAGUCUGAGAAAGGCUCUCCAAGAACCGGGACAAGACUUGGUGACGGACACAAUAGCGGCGCAAUGGUUGCUGCAGAAGCUUGAGCUCACAUACGACUUCGAACGGGGCGCAAACCAAGAGCGUCACGCUGCUGGACUGACCGCUGUCGUUAGUAGGGGUGGCCACUGGCAAAGCUUCGAUGAAUUAGGACUUCACGCCACCUUCGACAGCUUUUUCAAUAUGCUGCAAGAAGAUGUACGUCUGGGGAGAGACUGCGUAUUCAUGCACCCGGAAUGGGCAACAGCUUUCAGACAAGCAAUAGAUUUUAACACGACGCGGCCCGUUAUCAAGGCCAUGUACCGUUUAUGGGUCGAGAUGACGACUUGGCCGACCCUAGUAAGACUCGUCCGGACGCUAUGUCAAGACCCUACAGAUACUAUGACCGCAGCCGAGCUUGUACUCAGAGCCGCACCGGUGAUAGAGUACCUCCAGCACGAGAACGAAACAACACUACAAUCACUGAUAGAGUCAGGGGAUAUAACCGAGGUAGACAACUUACUAAACCCAGACUUAUUCCCAACAUGCUACCAGUUUCGCGACAUAGACACUGCGAAGCUAUUCUAUACUCACGCCAUGUACGGCAUCAUUAUCCAUCGGACCCUGCAAGAGGCGGACCUUGCCUUAGAAAACUACAACCCGAGCGUGAUGAAGCGGUGCAGGGAAUACAGUAAACGAAUAUGGAUGUCAUACUGCUGGAUGAGUGCGAAGAUACCGCUCGCCGUCGAAUAUACAGCCGCUCUGGUAUUUUCUUUCGAAUCGGCAAACGAAGAAGAACGAGAGUUCUGCAUGAGAAGUCUAGGGGAUCUGGAAUAUUACAGGAGGCCGCCACCGGUGGGUCGAUGGAUAGACGCAACUAUUAUGGCUAAUGUAAAGGGGUAUACUGGCCGUCUACCCUUUCUUAAGAGCCGGGACAUAACUAUCGAAAUGUGUGGAAUAGGCUGCCGGAGCUAACAGGGCACAUGGAUAUUUUGAACUCACACGCGGGCUAGGCUAAUGGUAAAAGAGUACAAGAGUUUUUGGUAAUCUGAUAUCAUUGCACUGUACAUGAUAUCGUCUUCCCUAUUCCGUAAGACAAGUGUGGGAUAUUGAGUGAUAUGCAAUAAGUUAUAUUCAUCACUCCCAGAAUCCACAUUCCUGGUUUUUAAAUAUGGG